This is a messenger RNA of Thlaspi arvense, 510 nucleotides long. Lineage: Eukaryota; Viridiplantae; Streptophyta; Magnoliopsida; Brassicales; Brassicaceae. The record is from the annotation of a GenBank genome assembly.
AUGGUGAGGGUUGGUGAAGCAUUGAGCGUAUCGACCUCGUCGUCUUCAUCGCUCUACGACAGCGAAGCAGAAGAGCUUCAAAAAAUGUCACUGGAACCACCGAGAGUUAAGGCCAAGAAACGUCUCUCAAAGCAGCUCUCAAUGCUGGAGACUCGAAGAGACAUCGCAUGGGAGCGUCGCCGUCGCCAGAUGGUCCAUCACAUCGAGAGUAAGCAAAUAAACGAAGGAGGAGAAGACUUAACGGACGAGGACUUGAGUGAGCUCAAAGGCUCUAUUGAGUUAGGGUUUGGGUUUAACGAGGAGGAAGGGCAACAACUUACAACUACAUUGCCUGCAUUGGACCUUUACUUCGCCGUGACCCGACAGGUCUCGCCGGUUUCUACGCCAGGGAGCGGUGGAUCUUCAUCCUCCCGACCAACUUCCCUUGGAGACCGAUCCUCCUCUUUUGGUAGUCCGAUGAGCGACUCCGAUGGCUUGAAACUUAUGUCUCCAGGAAGGUUGUGGAAAUGA